This is a messenger RNA of Diprion similis, 3528 nucleotides long. RefSeq lists its product as uncharacterized. Gene Ontology annotation, molecular function: phosphatidylcholine binding; G protein-coupled receptor activity. The record is from RefSeq and is a predicted model, not a curated record. The transcript has 4 exons. Gene Ontology annotation, biological process: regulation of metabolic process; adenylate cyclase-activating G protein-coupled receptor signaling pathway. NCBI's taxonomy places the organism in Eukaryota, Metazoa, Arthropoda, Insecta, Hymenoptera, Diprionidae. Gene Ontology annotation, cellular component: membrane. Bases 214 to 3465 code for a protein of 1083 amino acids.
GGAUGAACCCUACAAUGGACGCAAGAAUUCUAAGGCGAAGAUCUUACAAUUCGGAGUGAAAAAUUGAGAUGACGAUUAAAAUACGGAAGUGAAAAACUACCGAGAACUAUGAAACCGAGGAAAAUGUCAUCCCCGAAGUUUCUCACCCACGACAUAAAUCCGACCUAAGAAAAAAGAUAGCUAUUCACACAUCGCCCCACGCCUCUGAAUAAGAUGGAAACUCUGGCUACGGAGACGCUGCCUACCUCCGUAAUGGCCGAAUUUACGACGAGCCUCGUGCCAGCGGUGACCAGGGUUGACACUCGACCGGAAACCAGCCCGGUAGCAGUGAUCCUAGCGGUUUCCGUCGUCUUUAUACUGUCGCCGUUAACGGUCAGCGGGAACUCGGUCAUUCUCGCCGCCUUCUACAGGUACAAGAGGCUCAGGACAGCGUCAAACUGCCUCCUCGCCUCGCUGGCCGUUAGCGACUUUGGGGUCGGCGUCUUCAUGCCCUUCGGAAUGCACCUCGAGCUUUCCAGCAUGCCUGAGGACGGUGUUUCCUCCCUGUGCAUCGCCCCUUACUGCAUAGUCAUCACCCUCUGCAGUGUCAGCGUCCUCGUCACCGUCGCCAUCGCCGUUGACAGGCUCACUUCUCUGGCCCAACCUCUACGGUACAAAAACAUCAUCACCCAUAGCAGCAUAGAGAAAUACAUUGCUGUAUUUUGGCUCUACGCCAUUGUCGUCGGCCUAUCGCCCCUCAUUUACGCCAAAGUAACCGGCAGCACCCAGUCGCACAGUGGCAGCUGCAGGUUCAGCGCUGCGGUUUUACCGCCCGUCAGGGUUUUCCUCGUCGUCGCUGUCUGGGCGCCGAGCGCUUUGGUCCUCCUCGGGUGUUACAUGUACGUCUACCUGGUGGCCCGGUCUCACGCCAGGGCGAUAUACACCGUAGAAUUGUCCUUUCGACACCAAACCCAAACCCUGGCCUUGCCAAGAUACGGCCAGACGCUGGCCCUGACGGUCGGCGCCUUCCUGGUGCUCUGGUUGCCCUUUCAGACCUGCAUGCUCGUCGACAUAUUCUGCGGGACGAAGAUCCUAUCUGAAUGGGCGGUAAUCUGGCUCGGACUUCCGAUCCUGGCCCACAGCGCGGCUAAUCCUUGGAUCUACGCCUUUCAUCACGGCGAGAUGCGCGUGGCCGCCGGAAAGAUAGCGGAAGACCUCGUCGCCCUGGUCGGAGUGACGCCGAGUCGUUACGGAUGUUCGCCGACGAGGAGAGGGUCGAAUACGAACCUUGAAUUGGCGGAGGUGAUAAACAGCAAUGACGGACACAGACCGCGGCCGGAAGACUGCUUCGCAGCGAAGCACCACAGCGUAUGUGCGAGCCGGAAGUGCCUCGAGAUGUCGAGCAAAAUGGCAGACAUAUCACCGGAGAGAGACGCGGUGGUUGGUAACUCGUCAUUGGAGAGCAGGGAGGAGGAUAUAGUCGAGGAGAACAUCCACGACCUGACCAAGAUGCUGGACCCGAAGUACAUAGUGGACCGGAACCACGUGAUAGACUCCAACCACAACAUCGACAAGAUAAAGAACCUGAAGUACCUGCUUGAUCCGACCUUCAACAAGAUCCGCCACCUGCGCAGACUGAACCACAAGAAGAUGAGCGGCAAGAACUUCCCCAGGUUCCACGACCCGAAGUUCAUAUCAUACCAGAACCUGAAGAGCGACGGAACCCUAAACCCCAAGCUACUUCAGCUCAACACCAUGUCCGAUCCAGUGCUAAACGCCGAUAGUCCCGCCGUCGAGACGAAGGACUUCAGCGAAGCGAUUUGCGCACCGAGCCUCUGCAGUCAGCGGAGAAAUUCGAACCUGGCUUCGAUGUCGGACCCAAACCUGAAGGCGGCAGCGGCCGGAAACGCGGCUGAGGUCAAUCUCCGGGUCUUUCCUGCUUCCAGGGUUGUCCCCGAGAGUCACAGGUACUCGGUACAGAGUCUGGACCACAAAGCUGAUCACUGUCAACUGCACUCCCGGCACGUCAUACAGUGUCGACAGCUGAUAGAGAACCAGAGGCGGCAGAACGGCUACGUGAAACCGCAGCUGACGCUCCACAGGCACGCGGAUUCCGUCAGCCCGAUACUCGACCUGCGGUUUCAGAACAGCGUACCGGUUCACACGGAGGACGGAAUAUCGUCGAGGUCCUGCGGCGCUCGGUUUUGCCACCAGCACCAGGUACUGUCCCCGAGGAAAAUGACCAUCACGACAAACAGGUUGGCCAACUUUUAUCACCCGGAGUCGAGCACCGACCCCCUCAGGCGACUAGAACCUAGUAUGGAUCCCACGAUGCGGUUGCUACAGGCGAGGCAAAAACUGGAAAUCCUCAAGCACUCGGAGUCCAUAAACACCAUCGAGCCCAUGUCGCAUGUCCGACUGCUCGAACCCUCCAGGGUUUUGAACACCUUGACGGUGCCUACGAUACACUCCGAGCCUCCAAGUCCCAUAGAACCGAUACCACUGGACCCACUCAAGGAGGAAGAGGCCUUCAAGGGCUUGGAUUCUGGCCGAUUUACCAUGGCCGAACCCCUCAGACCUGAACCGCCGGUUCGCCGGAAGGUGAAAAGUCCCACAAGGCAUUCAGACCCGAUAGUCCCGCCGGUUUUACUCAACUUUGAAGACUGCAGCGACAUUCAUCCUACGAACAGGAUUUCCGCUAACGGAUGGGACAGCGAUCGGGAACUCUUCGACGCGGAGAGCCUGACCGAUGUCCUCGUUGAUUCCGGCAAAUCGAAACUUUCGGAGCCUGUUUUUUCGGAACACAAUUCCACCCGGCACAACUCCAGAAGACCGUCUGACUCCCGGUGGUCCGAGUCCUCGCGGAGCCAGGAAAUCCUCUCGAACAUCACCGAACAUCGCAUGUUUCCUUCGUCCUACUCGGUGAACAAUUUUCAAAACUGCAACAGCGGCAGUGACCUCAACGACGUGGAGUCCAUCGACCCCUUCAUGUGUCCAGAGGCCCUGAGCUCGUCACUCCAGGAGUCCUUCUUCAGCGCUGAACCCUCGGUACCGGGUUCGGACAUAUUCACGUCCUUUGACGAAACCGACGAGAUCGGAUUCACCACCGAUCUUCAAGUGGAGAGGGAGCUGCCGGAAACGCCGGGCUGCUUCACCUCCUCGAUGUCCACGACAAACCUCAAGAAGACCGAGACCUUGGAAAUCGAGACCCAGAGCCGGUCGACGGAGUCGGUUUUCAGGGCGAAUCUCGUUCCUGAUCCCUGCGCCGUCCUGAGAAUCGAACCAUCGAUACUCAGGCUCGAACCGUCGAUACAUCGGAGCAGACCUCAUAUACGACCCGGGAAGGGCUACAUCCUGAAGGAUCCCUCCAGACGGACUCUCAGACUUGCUCCACUCGCCAUUCCCACACCGACGGACAUCUCGACGCCAACUUUUGACUCAGUUUCCGAAUUCAAUGGUGAAAAUGGCGUUGGCGUUGGCGUAUGAGACUUGCGAAGGUCUGAUAAAGUUCCUUCAUUUUUCGCCAAUGCCAAACUAAGUAAUUUUACG